CAAUCGUGUCCCGGAUGGCUACUUCUCCUUGUGCCGAAACGGCGAAAAUGGCGACGGCAUCUUCAUGCCCUUGGGAUCCCGCCAUGGCCUCCUACUCAUCUACCACUUAGCGCGGUACCAGCUCUUGGUGUGGGAUCCCUUCAACGUCGACCUACACCGCCUAGCCGUUCCCCCGGAGUUCGAUCGGCUGAAGGCCCUGUUCAACGGGGCGGUUUUUCGCGCCGCCGGAGACAUUCAACACUUCCGGGUGGUCUUAGUAAGCACAGAGACAAACGAGCAGCAACAUACAUGGGCCAUCGCCCGCGUUUACUCGACGGAGACUGCCAUAUGGGGUGAUCGCAUAUCAACACCACUUCCAUCCAAACUUCCCAUCAAGAGUCAUAUGUACUUUAACAUGGGUGUGCUAGUUGGGCAUUCCCUUUACUGGUUGUUCAAUGACAGAUCGACAAAAACUCUACUAUUGGAUGGCAUACUUGAGUUUGAUUUGGAGAAGCAGAUCCUAGCUGUGAAACCAGUACCAGUGGGUAUUCCCAAGGAAAACAUGUGCCGAUUCCAGGUUAUGCGGGCAGAGGGUGGUGGCCUUGGCAUUCUCUUUCUGUCAAAUUUCAGCGCCCAAUUAUGGAAGGUGGAGACCGAUUGUGAUGGUGCUGCUUCAUGGGUGCUAGGAAGAACUGUUGAACUGGAUAAGCUACUUUCCAUUGAUUCAAGGAAGAAGAGGAAAUGGCACCAAAACAUAGAGGGGUUUGCUGAGUACAAUAAUGUGCUGCUCCUACGGACACCUACCGACCUCUUCAUGAUCCAGCUUGAGCCACUGCAGUUCAAGAAAGUUUCCAAGACCAAGAAGUGGGCUCGCUAUCAUCCGUUUGAAAGUGUUUAUGCUGCAGGAACGAGCAUUGGUGGUGGACAUGAUGGAGCUAAACUUUUGCACAAUACAUAAGAUGAUUGAUCAAAUGGAUAUGCUAUUGUGAUGUAUUAAAUGAGGGAGUAAGCUUAUCUUUUUAGUAGUAGCAGAAUGGAAUAUUUCCCUUUCUUUUGCUUAAUUGAUAUUUUCUGUUUACUUUUACUGGCUGCAACAUUGCAUUUGCUAUUUUUGUGGCUACUACUCAAGUAAUUGAUACCCAACAAUACCUGAGCAUUUGGCUUCGAACUUCAUUUAUUAACUUGGGCCUAUAUAGAUUGCAAUUCAUAUUGCUGUUCAUUUGGGAUUGUUGUAA
Molecule: messenger RNA, 1214 nt
Organism: Aegilops tauschii subsp. strangulata
Lineage: Eukaryota; Viridiplantae; Streptophyta; Magnoliopsida; Poales; Poaceae
Source: RefSeq, a predicted model, not a curated record